Anopheles funestus (African malaria mosquito) is the source of this 816-nucleotide messenger RNA. RefSeq names its product WASH complex subunit 3 (gene CCDC53). The coding region runs from base 281 to 772 and encodes 163 amino acids. Lineage: Eukaryota; Metazoa; Arthropoda; Insecta; Diptera; Culicidae. The record is from RefSeq and is a predicted model, not a curated record. Gene Ontology annotation, biological process: exocytosis; actin filament polymerization. Gene Ontology annotation, cellular component: WASH complex. The transcript is spliced from 2 exons.
AUGGGAAUUCUUUUUUUAGCACCGUAUAUAUUUGUGAUUUUAUUGAAUUAAACAAAAUAUGUGAUACUCGUCAACAAAAAAUACAACAUCAAAAUGUUCAGUUUCGCAUAUUUUAUUGUUCGACGGGCAUUCACGACUCAACGCAGAACGCACUUUUGACACUGUUCUGUUGUUUGAUGAGAAACCAUCGGUUUGUUUACGUUUCGUGUGAAGAACUUUUGUGCGUGCAUUUUGUAGCGGGUGUUCCAUUCCAAAGCGCAUUACACAAACUAAAGGCGACAUGGAGACACUGGAUACAGUACAAAAACACGAAUUGCCACCAACAAAUCAAAAGCGUAUGGUAGCGUUCAUCAAUCAUUUCAUCGUUAGCACCGUUACAUUCCUAAACAAAUUUGCUUCCGACUGUGAGACACGGUUUGUGAAUUAUGAGCAAAAAAUACAAAAUCUAGAAGCUUCGCUCAUGAUAGUGGAAGCCAAACUGGCCUCCAUUGACGUCCUCAAACAACAGUCCGGCAACACCGCGGCGAUUGAAGGCAAUAAACAGAACGACAUUAAUCCAUCGACAUCGGUUAAAGUUGAAGCGACUGAAACCAAACUAGCGGAGGAGAACGAAUCUCAACCCGACGUAGCCACAAAUCCAUCCGCCACCGAAAGGGAUCCAAAGUAUGAACCGUACUUUAAAAUGCUUCACGUUGGAGUGCCACUGGGUGCUGUGAAAAACAAAAUUGCCGCCGAAGGUUUGGAUCCUGGCUAUAUUGAUCAGUUUCUAUAAUCGUAAGCAAUAAACUGUGCGCGCGCGAGAGAGAGAAAGAGAAA